GUAAUGUGGGUUGUCGAACGUCGAGUAUAGUUUUGGCACAGAAUAUCCGAACUUCUGUGGUUUUGGUUUUAAACUGGAACAAAUUAAAUUGAUUACCAUAUAGAAGUAAAAUUUUGUUCUAAUAAAUAUAGAUAAAUUUAAUAUUGGGUGAAGGAACUCUUCAUUAACGGGCACAAGAUCGAAUAGAACAAAUUAACAGAUUAUGCGUACAUGAGAUUUUGAGUUUAAAGGUCAAAAUAGCUAUUUCUCGAGUCCUGCCCAAUCUAUUUGUGAACGAAUGGUGUCAACUGUGAGGUGAGCUUUUGUAGAUAUCUGAAGUCGGCGCAUUGAAUAAAUCAUAAGAUAAAUGAGUCUUUGAUAAAGAGAACGAUAUUUCUAUAAAGUAUACCAAUAUUAUUCAUAAAAAUGGCUGCACCCACAAGGAUAUUGAGCCGUUUGUUCACUGACGGAUUUAAAGUCAGCCAAUCAAUAAGAUUCAACAGUUAUGAAGCGACAAGAAAAAAUCUAAAACUCACUGCCCAAACGAAAGUUAUUUGCCAAGGCUUCACUGGAAAACAAGGAACAUUUCAUAGCAAACAGGCCAUAGAAUAUGGAACGAAGAUGGUUGGAGGCGUCUCACCUGGAAAAGGGGGUAAAACUCAUCUCGAUUUACCAGUUUUCAACAGUGUCAAAGAG
Messenger RNA from Leptinotarsa decemlineata (Colorado potato beetle), 675 nucleotides. RefSeq names its product succinate--CoA ligase [ADP/GDP-forming] subunit alpha, mitochondrial-like. NCBI's taxonomy places the organism in Eukaryota, Metazoa, Arthropoda, Insecta, Coleoptera, Chrysomelidae. The record is from RefSeq and is a predicted model, not a curated record.